Molecule: messenger RNA, 451 nt
Organism: Copidosoma floridanum
Lineage: Eukaryota; Metazoa; Arthropoda; Insecta; Hymenoptera; Encyrtidae
Source: RefSeq, a predicted model, not a curated record
CAAAGGGAAAAGAUUCUCUCUUGAAAAAAUAUAAAUUGAGUCAGUGAUUUAUUUAGAUCCGUUACAUUACAUACAUCCCUCACGAUGAUGAAGUUCACUCUCCUACUCUUGGCCACUGUGGUGCUUUUCAAUGUCGUCACAGCUGACAAACAUACCAAGCUUCCUAACAACUACGGUAUAACCGAGAACUGUCCCUGCUUGUCGACUGAUGAGUACCUGCCGCUUUGCGCGAGCAACAAGGCUACCUAUUCGAACGCUGGUAUGUUCGAGUGCGCAAAGAGGUGUUUGAGAAAAGAUGAUUUGGUCAAAGUGAAAGAUGGCGAGUGUUAGGAAUUCCGUUGGAUACUUGAAAAGAUGGAUCUUCAAACUUUAGAUACUUAAUUAAUAUAUUAAUGUUGUAAUGAAUAUAAUCUUCAUUAGUUAAGCAAAAUAAAUGUAUUUUUUAAUCAAA